Molecule: messenger RNA, 2605 nt
Organism: Bombina bombina (fire-bellied toad)
Lineage: Eukaryota; Metazoa; Chordata; Amphibia; Anura; Bombinatoridae
Gene: MALT1
Product: MALT1 paracaspase
Exons: 17
Coding region: 67-2472 (801 amino acids)
Biological process (GO): proteolysis; signal transduction
Molecular function (GO): cysteine-type endopeptidase activity; protein binding
Source: RefSeq, a predicted model, not a curated record
CCUUAUGUAAAACACCAGCCAAGCAGGAAGAACAGAAGGAAAUGCAUUACCUGCCCGUCUGCAGAGAUGUCGGACUUUCAGCAAUUCAACUCACUUAAUAUUAAUUUUUUACAAGAGCCAAUUCUUCAGAAAGUGAGUGAAAUAUUAGACCAGACAAGUAACAGAGGAUGGAGAAGACUGGCUGAGCUUGUGGCAAACGACAGACGGUUUAAAUUAAGUUCCACGGAGCUGCACCAAUGUUCUCUCAAAGUGUUGGAUUCGGAAGGAAGCCCCAGCCGCAGUUUACUGAGAUUAAUGGGGGAUCGAGGCUGUACCACAAAAGAGCUGACAGAGUUUUUACAAACUCUAGGCCAAUUAGAUGCUGCUCAGUUUAUUAGACCCCAAGGUAUAAAAGUGGUUGUUCAUCCUGAAUCAAUAGCAGUUUUAUCCGGACAACUAGUGAAGCUGGGCUGUGUAGCAUCUGGACAUCCCCUUGUUAAUUACCAAUGGUUCAAAAUGAAUAAAGAGGUUCCACAGGGAAAUUCUUCAGAGCUGGUUUUUCACCCUGUUCACGUAACUGAUGCUGGAUUUUAUAUCUGUCGAGUAAACAAUGGGCACUCAUUUGCCUUUAGCCAGUGGGUUCAGUUGGAUGUUUGUGAAAGCAAAAUGACUUGUCAUGGGUUACCUGAAAAUAAACUGCAAAUCUGUAUUCACCCUCAGUCACAAAAGUUGUUGAUAGGAGACAGGCUUAUGUUGGAGUGUACAGCAAUUGGAAAACCUAUUCCACGAUACCAAUGGUACCGGAAUGAUGUGGCACUCAGAGAUGCAACAAAGAAACAGUAUAUGAUAUCCUGUGUCACUGAGGAGCAUGAGGGCAUAUACUAUUGUCAGGUGACUAAUAAGAACCAAUCAGAAGACAGUAUGAAGGUUGAAGUUAUAGUUGCAGGCUCCACAAAGAUAUCGACAAAUAUCGCAGCACCAGUGGAAUGCACAGAAGAAGAGUUAAGUGGCUUUACAGUUACUGAGCAAGUCAAUCAACACUUUUAUGCCACAGAUAAGGUUGCUCUGCUUAUUGGAAACAUGUCAUACAAAAAUCACACUCCACUCAAAGCUCCCAUGGUUGAUGUAUACGAACUAACAAAUUUACUGAGACAACUUAACUUUAAGGUUGUGUCUCUUCUUGAUCUCACCGAGCUGGAGAUGAGGAACGCAGUGAAUGAAUUCUUACUCCUUCUUGAUAAAGGGGUAUACGGGUUGUUUUAUUAUGCAGGCCAUGGAUAUGAAAAUUAUGGGAACAGUUUUAUGGUACCUAUAGAUGCUCCCAAGCCCUACAGUUCUUCAAAUUGUUUGUGUGUUCAGAGCAUCCUAAAAUUAAUGCAGGAAAAGGAAACGGGUCUCAACGUUUUUCUGUUGGACAUGUGUAGAAAACGGAAUCAAUAUGAUGACACCAUCGUAAUUCCAGAGAGCCUCAAGGUCACUGCAAACAUUGUUUUUGGAUACGCCACUUGCCAAGGAGCAGAAGCUUUUGAAAUUCAGCACUCGGAUUUAGCAAAUGGGAUAUUUAUGAAAUUCUUAAAGAAGCGUUUGCUAGAAGAGAAGAAGAUUACUGUUCUUUUAGACCAUGUUGCUGAAGACAUGGGAAGGUGUCAGCUCACCAAAGGAAUGCAAGCUUUGGAAAUCCGCAGCAGCUUGUCUGAGAAAAGAGCCUUGACGGAUCCAAUACAGCAAACAGCAUGUUCCCCAGAAUCCUUAGUGCGAAACCUGCAAUGGGCUAAGGCACAUGAACUUCCAGAAAGUAUGUGCAUCGAAUUUGAAUGCGGAGUUAAAAUUCAACUUGGAUUUGCUGCUGAAUAUUCUAAUGUCAUGAUAAUCUACACCACAAUAAUAGAGAGACCGUCAAAUAUAAUUCAGUGUUGUGCAAAUGUUACCGACUUCCCUGUAGGUUUAUAUGUGGAUCCGAAAGAAGCAAAUAAAAGAACUCCUGAAGAGACGGGCAGCUUUUUGGUAUCAAAAGACUUUCCUAACCAAUGUCUGUACACCCGUCUGAGUUCAUUGCAAACACUAAAGGAGAACCUGACGUUCUCAGUAUGUUUAAGUUACAUGUAUGAAAGCAUUGAAGAAACGAUGGAUGAGAAGAAAAGAGUCGACAUAGGAAAGCCUCUUAUAGCAAAGUUAGACAUCAAUUCUGGGUUUAAGAGAAACUUCUGUGUUCAGACUUGUCAUAUACCUCAUAGCCCUGAACAGGAACCCGCCCCUAGAGGACCAUUUCAUGUUUGUACAAGCCAGGCAUUGUCACCGUCACGCCUUGACAUCUAUAAUCCCAGUGUUACAAGUGUCAGACAAAGCUACCAGCAGGAUAUCUACUCAAGUCAUGACACAAAAUUCUUUUCACAGCCCAAAUCAACACGUAACAUCCCUGAGGAAAUUACUGAUGACAAUGAUGAAUUUAAUUACACAUUGUAUGCAAGUGCUAGCGGGUUUAAAACCUAUUAAUCUAUAAACAGGUAAAUAGAUAUCCUAUGAAAACUUCAGUUCCUAACAUUGUAAAUGUAUUAAAGUGGCACAGACGGAGCAGUUUAGCAGAAUUGUUAAAAUUACAUUAAACACCUCUUGCUUUUGUGUAAAA